Messenger RNA from Thyridium curvatum, 1251 nucleotides. RefSeq lists its product as uncharacterized. NCBI's taxonomy places the organism in Eukaryota, Fungi, Ascomycota, Sordariomycetes, Thyridiales, Thyridiaceae. Gene Ontology annotation, molecular function: ATP binding; protein kinase activity. Gene Ontology annotation, biological process: protein phosphorylation. The record is from RefSeq and is a predicted model, not a curated record. The transcript is spliced from 5 exons. The coding region runs from base 1 to 1251 and encodes 416 amino acids.
AUGGCAGACGGCUUUGCACCCCGCUCUAUGAAGCGGAAGAAUGUCAAGGGCCUUGCUCUCACCCCAGCAGCGCCCAAGCCUCCUCCGACUGCCGAGAAUGCCAACCUGGGAGGUCACCGAGGCGAUGACAAUACGGCGCAGCUGGAAAUCGGCAUAGAGUUCAACCUCGAUCUGAGGCCAGAGGACCUUGAAAUGAUCAAGGAGCUGGGUUCCGGAAACGGCGGCACUGUCAGCAAGGUCAAGCACAUUCCGACCAACACAACUAUGGCCCGCAAGGUCAUUCACGUCGAAGCGAAGCGCGAGAUGCGCAAGCGCAUUGUUCGAGAAUUGCAGAUUAUGCAUGGCUGCCAUUCCGACUACAUUGUCACCUUUUAUGGCGCCUUCCUGAAUGAUAACAACGAUGUGAUCAUGUGUAUGGAAUACAUGGAUGUUGGAUCAUUAGACAGAGUGUCACGAGUCUUUGGCCCGAUCCGCGUCGAUGUUCUAGGCAAGAUUGCAGAGGCCACACUCGGCGGACUUACCUACCUGUAUUCGAAGCAUCACAUCAUGCACCGCGAUAUUAAGCCGUCUAAUAUCCUUGUCAACUCGAGGGGAUCUAUCAAACUGUGCGAUUUUGGCGUCUCGGGAGAGCUGAUCAACUCUAUCGCCGACACCUUCGUGGGAACAUCGACGUAUAUGGCCCCAGAGAGAAUUCAGGGAGAACGGUACACGGUGAAGUCGGAUGUUUGGAGUUUCGGUCUCUCAAUUAUGGAACUCGCCAUCGGAAAAUUCCCUUUUGCAGCCAGCGAACAGCUUUCGGAUGCUGAGAGCGCACCAGCUGGAAUCCUUGAUCUCCUUCAGCAAAUCGUCCAUGAACCGGCUCCUAGGCUGCCCAAGAGCGAUGCUUUCCCCUCCAUCCUCGAGGACAUGAUCCAGAAAUGUCUAUACAAGGCCCCGGACGAGCGGCCAACUCCGCAAGAACUAUUUGAUCAUGACCCGUUCGUGCAAGCGGCCAAGAGAACCCCGGUCGAUCUACGAGAGUGGGCAGUCGGGCUGAUGGAGAGAGACAACCGGAAGUCUCACCUUGCGCCGCAGCUUUCGCCCGCGACGCAAGAGCUUCUUCGUUCAAGCGACUCUCCUACUUAUCAUGGAGAUGAUCGGACGACGCAGACCCCUACCUCAGCAUAUCGAAUCGGAGCCCCACGCGAAACGGGGCCGGCGGGCUUGGCCGAGCAGGUGGACAAGCUGUUCAUCCGGGACUGGGACGAGUAG